UGUACUUCAGUGUGUUCUAAAGUAGGGUUGUGGGCUUAAACAGUCAAUAAAAUGCUGCUAUUUGUAGGUUGAUGUUUAGUGCACCGGUUAAUAUACUAACUAAAAACUGCGGGUAUCGUCAUAAAUACUCAUUCUAUUCACAGUGAAGGGAUCAUAAUAAUAGUGAAUACAUAGCUUUUAAAAAAAGAGAGCAGUUCACAAUAUCUAUUGCAAAAUGACAACUUCUGUAGGUUCAGUUCAUAACAGUUCAGAUUUAGUGAACGACUAUGUUUGUGACGCCUGUGAAGGUAAAAAAAUUGUAGAAUGUGCCAAUUAUUUUUGUGCACAGUGUCAGAAGUUGUUCUGCGGAAAAUGCAUUUAUCAACAUGAUCAAUUAUAUGUAAACCAUGACAAAUAUGGAAGAGGAGAAACAAAUAAAUGGCCUCUUACAAAGACUAUGGAGGACGUGUUACUGAAAUGUGAUCUCCACAAGGAGAAGAAACUGAAAACUUUCUGUGAGGACCACAGUCAGCUAUGUUGCAGUGAUUGUGUUUUCCUGAAUCACAGACAGUGCACGAAUGUGACCCUAAUCUCUGAGACAGUAAAAAAGAUGUCAUAUGAUAUGGGACAGUUGUCAAUCAAUUUUCAAACUAUUCUUGAUGAAUUAAAUACAUUUAAGAGAAUACAAGAGGCCAGCAUUCAGACUGUGGAGGUAUCGUAUAGUGAACAAUUGCAAGAAAUACGAAAUACAAGGGAGAAAUUAAAUGCUGCUUUGGAUGUGCUAGAAAAGGCAACCUUGAAAGAACUGGAUGAAAUGAGGACCACAUUGCAAACCUCACUCAAGAAUGAUGUUGACAACUGUAGAAAAAUGACAGAUAAACUGAAAAAAAUCAUUGAAGCUGCAACAGUUACUGUCCUUUGUGAUAAGAGCAGGAAAGAAAUGGAGUUUAUAGCCAGCAGAAAAUGUCUGGACAGAAUACAAGAGUCUGAGUCAUAUCUGAGGAAGAACCCUGUGAAGUUGCAGGGUUCAAUAUUAUUCAAGGCAAACAUUGAUAUUGAGAAGUACCUGUCUCAACAGGCAAGUUUAGGAAAGAUUGUAUACGGUAUGCAGUCUUUCUUUCUCAGGAUGAAUCCAGACUAUGUGAUGACUGUGAAGAGUAAAUGUGAGUACUUGGUGAGAAUACCGAGUGACGGCAAUCAGACUAACAGCAUCAGUGGCGUUUGAUGUCUGCCUAGAGGCCAAGUCAUUGUUACAGAUGAAAUAAAUAGAAAAGUAAAGCUGUUGGACCAGCAUUACAAUGUGUGCAGUCACUGUGAUGUGUCUAGUAAUCCAAGCGGCAUUUGCCAAAUCACAUAAAAUGAGGUUGCUGUAUCUCUUUAUUCAGCAGUGCAGUUUAUCUCUGAGAGCAAUGGGAAGCUGGUAAAAGGGAGGAAGUUAGAGUUACCGCAUGAUGCAAGUUGUAUACCCCACCAUCAGGGGGAGUUGUACAUCACGGAUUGUACUGCCCUGUACCAAUACAAUUUGACUGGAUCACUUCUGAAAACGCUGUACAAGGAUGACAAUUUCACAGUGUGGAGAUGUGCAGUGAGUCCUGCUGGGGACAGGAUCUAUGUCACCAGCUACUCCAAGUGGGGUUCACGGUUUCAUACCGACCACAGGCUCCUCACUCUGUCUACAGAUGGCACCCUGAUAUCUACCUUUAGGGACCCUGAACUUCAACGCCCAUAUGGCGUACAUGUCACACCUUCAGGACAAGUGCUAGUCUGUGGAUACAGCUCCCACAAAAUCAUACAGGUGGAUCGUGAAGGAAGAAAAAAACUGGCAACUCUUGUACCACAGAAAAAAUAUAGUGAGGUACCCUAUGUCUGUCUGCUACAACAACAACGUUCACCAGAUCAUUGUGGGACUAGAUAAUUACAAUAUAAUCAAUGUCAUGCAUUUGCAAUAUUGCCACACAAAAUACAAUUGAUAUAAGCAGGUUACAAAUGUUAUUUCCUUUUUAGCUCACCUGAGCACAAUGUGCUCAUGGUGAGCUUUUGUGAUCGCCUUUUGUCCGUCGUCCGUUGUGCGGCGUCAACAUUUGCCUUGUUGACACUUAAGAGGUCACAUUUAUUGUCCAAUCUUAAUGAAAUUUGGACAGAAGAUUGGUCGCAAUAAUAUAAUGGAUGAGUUCGAAAAUGGUCACGUUUGCUUGAAAAACAUGGCUGCCAAGGGGCGUGGCAUUUUUCCAUAUAUGGCUAUAGUAAAAUCUUGUUAACACUCUAGAGGCCACAUUUAUUGUCCGAUCUUAAUGAAACCUGGUCAGAAGAUUCAUCCCAAUAAUAUGUUAGACGAGUUCGAAAAUGGUUGUGUUUGCUUGAAAAACAUAGCUGCCAAGGGGCGGGACAUUUUUCCUUAUAUGGCUAUAGUAAAAUCUUGUUAACGCUAUAAGGACCACAUUGAUUAUCCGAUCAUCAUUAAACUUGGUCAGAAGAUUCAUCCCAACAAUAUAUUGGACGAGUUCAAAAAUGAUGCCGGUUGGUUGAAAAACAUGGCCACCAGGGGGUGGGUCAUUUUUCCUUAUAUGGCUAUAGUAAGUCCUUGUUGACACUCUAGAGGCCAAAUUUACUUUCCAAUCUUCAUGAAACUUGGUCAGAAGAUUUGUCCCAAUGAUAUCUUGGAUGAGAUCCAAUAUGGUUUUGGUUGCUUCAAAAACAUGGCCACUGUUACAGUUAGAUAAACAAGCAAUAAACGAAGACACCUUUAUUUGACAAGCACAUGUUGUAAACACCAUUUUAUACACCAAAGCUAACUUCUCCAGUUAGAGAGUAGCAAACAUAUUCAAGAGAGAUAACCCAAGUAAACUAACCAUACUAUUCUAGUAUGGCUUUAACUUCCCUUGGAGUGGUAAUAUUAACAGCCACCAGGGGGCGGGGCAUUUUUCCUUAUAUUGCUAUACGGCUUAAGUAAAACAUUGUUAACACUGUAGAGGCCACAUUUAUUGUCCAAUCUUCAUGAAAUUUGGUCAGAAAAUUGGUGUCAAUGAUAUCUUAUAGGAGUUAGAAAAUGGUUAUGUUUGCUUGAAAAACAUGACUGCCAUGCGGCGGGGCAUUUUUCCUUUUAUGGCUAUAUAUGGCUAUAUUAAAUCUUGUUAACACUCUAGAGGCCACAUUUAUUGUCCGAUCUGCAUGAAACUUGGUCAGAAGAUUCAUCCCAAUAAUAUCUUGGUGGAUUUAAAAAAUGAUGCCUGUUGGUUGAAAAACAUGGCUGCCAGGGGGCGGGGCAUUUUUCCUUAUAUGGCUAUAGUAAAACCUUGUUAACACUCUUGAGUCCACAUUUAUUUUCCGAUCUUCAUGAAACUUGGUCAGAAGAUUUGUCCCAAUGAUAUCUUGGAUGAGUUCGAAAAUGGUUUCUGUUGUUUUAAAGACAUGGCCACCAGGAGGCGGGGCAUUUUUCCUAAUAUGGCUAUAUAUUGCUUUAGUAAAACCUUAUUAACACUCUAGAGGCCACAUUUAUUGUCCGAUCAUCAUGAAACUUGGUCAGACGAUUUGUCCUAAUGAUAUCUUGGAUGAGUUGGAAAAUGGUUCUGGUUGGUGGAAAAACAUGGCCGCCAAGGGGCGUGGCAUUUUUCCUUAUACAUGUAUAGCUAUAGUAAAACCUUGUUAACACUCUAGAAGCCAUACUUAUUGUCCGAUCAUCAUGAAACAUUGUCAGAAGAUUUGUCCCAACGAUAUCUUGGACAAGUUGAAAAUGGCUCCAGUUGCUUGAAAAAGUUGGCCACCAGGGGGCUGGGCAUUUUCCUUAUAUAGCUUCAUGAAUCUUCAUGAAACUUUGUUAGAAUAUUUGUUUAGAUGAUAUCUUGGAUGUGUAUGAAAAUGGUUCUGGUCUGUAGAAAAACUUGGCUGCCAGGGUGUUCACUAGUGAUGAAAGUUGGUAAGAACAUUUUGUUCUUAUGACAUCUUGGGUUGCACAGAACAGCCGAGUUCCUUUGAAUCUCAGGUGAGUGACUUUGGGCCUUUCAGGCCUGCUUGUUUAAUGAUACCUUUAACCAAUGAAGUUAAGGGAAAAAUAAAUGGUACCUUAGACUGAAGUUAACUGCAAAAUAAAAACAUUCAUACAGCUGUCAUUUUGUAAACAAUCCUUAUUUUAUAUUUCAGAAUUGAUAAUUCUUUGAAGAUUACAGCAUUUAAAACAAGGUUUUGGCAAACAAUAAAAGAAUAUAUUCAUUUGUCAUUGCCAACCUUACCUUUGAAAUAGUUCCAACUCAAAAUAUAUUUUAGACAAAAAUAAAAUAGUUUAAUAAAAUGUUUUUUUCAUAUUAAUCUUUAAUUUGUCAUUGACCUUUUAGUUAUUUAAUUAAAUGUUUCCACUAGAAACCUGCUUAUAAUUGUUCGUAUUGAACAGAACAAAUAUUUUAUUCACUAGCUCAUCAUGAUUCAUAUUACAGACAGACAGACAGACAGACAGACAGACAGACAGACAGACAGACAGACAUAGUUUAUUCAGACUUAUACAAUAGUACAUCGUCUUAAUACUAAAAAUACACAUCAUAUUCUGUCACGUGAAUGCGAAUAAUAACAUAACAUUAUAUAACAUAAAAUCAAUACAAAUAAACAUAAUAUAUGGUAAGAACACAUAAGUUCUAACGAGGGGUGUUGAAAUCUAUUCAACAGUAUUGUUUAGGAUUGUAUUUCUUACAACUAGAGCUUCUUUUAUAUAUUUGCAUACAUUGGAAAUAACUAAUAUAUCACAAGAAACUAAUAAUUUGUGAAAUUUAUACACAGAUGGAUUAAUAUAAUAUGUAUUACUUAAAUAUAUACUUUCUUAUAUACUUAUAUAUUACUUAUAAUACAAGACAUUCAUACAUGCAUGAAAAAAUGAGUAGUUAAGAUUAUAAUACUGUAUGUGUGAGAGUGUUAUGUGUUCAUAUCAACAAUAAAUUGAGUACCGAUAUAUGAACCACAUGUUAACAAAAAUAAACAGGCAUACAAAACUGAGUACAUUCAUUUCAUAAUAAACUGUACAUGUUAAAAGAAUCAGCAUAAACAGAAAAAACUGUGUAAAUUCGUUUAAUAACAAGAUAAAAAAUGUAAAUGUCCACCAGUUAUUUUAGGUUUUGCCUAGGACGUAGCUUGAAAGUAUAACAUUUCAAAUCACACAAAAUUUAAGGUUCUUUUUUAUAUGCCAUACAAUAGUUUCACACUCAACCCAAAAGAAGUUUCGGUUGAAGUGAUGAACGAUUGCUUAAUUGUUACAUGUUGUUGAAGUAAAUGUUUUUAAAGAUUGUAUCUCUAAUAAACAAAUUCUUCUUAGGUUAGAACCAUCCUUGAGCAGAUAGUUGUUGUGUUGUUUGUUUUAUGAAUUUGCAUUAAUUUAUAUGGGAACGGCUUGCAAUACGCCAAUCAGCCAACUCAUAUUAUUUUGUGGUGAUGAUUCUUUAUUGUGAAAUAUUAACAGAAGUAUAUCCAGAGAUUGGCAAGGGUAAAAACUCAA
Dreissena polymorpha is the source of this 5452-nucleotide messenger RNA. RefSeq names its product E3 ubiquitin-protein ligase TRIM33-like. The transcript has 3 exons. The record is from RefSeq and is a predicted model, not a curated record. Bases 215 to 1204 code for a protein of 329 amino acids. Lineage: Eukaryota; Metazoa; Mollusca; Bivalvia; Myida; Dreissenidae. Gene Ontology annotation, molecular function: zinc ion binding.